ACUUCAACCAGAGACAGAGUCUGAAAAAAAAGAAAAAAGCUUGUAAAAACUAGUCCAUCCAGAAAGAACUGUUUCUGAGCUAAACUGUCUUUUGGGUCUAACAGGAAGUGACCCAAAUGUUCCUAACCCUCCACAGUGAUAAACCAACACACACACACUCCCCCUUCAGAUAUCUGGUUCUGCUCUGCUGUCGCUCUGACACACUCACAGAGGGAGGUAGUUAACUCUGUGAUUCCACUGCUGAAUUUUUAACGUGUUGUGGAACUUUUCUUCCAGGCAGGUUACUGUGGCACCAGGGUACUGUUAUACCAACAGAGACUGGGCAAAGUUCUGUUGUUUACCAAGGCUGGACGGAACCAGACUGUUCACUGGGUGUAUGGGUUAAACAUCCGCUCUGUCCUGAUGUCUUUACCAUAGCAAACAUGACUCUCAACACCCAGAGAGAAAAGGAGCCUCUGCCGUGGCCAUGCAGCACUCCAAUUCCUCCUCCACAAUUCAUGCAGCACCCGUCCUGGAAUCAGGACCUCCAGCUCCCUGGCAGCACCCAGCCUGACCCCAAGCAGCCCCAGCCCCAACACAGCCACCCUCCUCUGGGACAGUCAGCGUCCUACCAUCCUGGAGACAAGUCCCUCCACUACCGGGCCCACUGGAGUUCAGACUCAGACGACGACUCGCAGAGUGACUCGGACUGUGUUUACAGAGUGGUGUUGUUAGGCGACCACGGUGUUGGAAAGACCAGUCUCGCUGGAAUCUUUGCUGGGAUCACAGAGAAAGAUGAACAACCCGAAGGGGACACAUACGAGCGAACGCUGACAGUAGAUGGAGAGGAAACCACACUUAUUGUCAUGGACACCUGGGAGAAUGAUAAACUGGAGGGGAAAGAUGGCUCCUCUCAGGAUGACUGUCUGAAGGUGGGGAGUGCUUAUGUCAUUGUCUACUCUGUCACCGAUCGGUCGACCUUUGACUCUGCUGCUGAGCUCCGCAUCACACUACGACGCACUCGCCAGGCCGACAACAUUCCCAUCAUCCUCGUUGGCAACAAGAGUGACCUGGUCCGGUCUAGAGAAAUUGCUGUGGAAGAGGGCCGAGCAUGUGCUGUGGUGUUUGAUUGUAAAUUCAUAGAGACGUCUGCAUCUCUGCAGCACAAUGUGGCCGAGCUGUUUGAGGGCGUGGUUCGACAGAUCCGCCUCCGUCAGGACGGCAGUGAAGCUGUCCCUCGUCGACACUCUGUCUACAAACGCAAAGAGAGCCUUACCCAGAAGGCUCGCCGCUUACUGGACCGACUGGUGGCACGAAACAACCAGCGCAUGGCAGUCAAAGUGCGGUCCAAGAGCUGCCAUGAUCUGGCCGUCCUCUAAAAACACAUGUCCUCCAGGAACGUCAGGAGCUGCAGGGAUCAAACCUCUGUGAUCCACUUCACAAAAAAAACACACUCUCAGGUCUCCACAUCAACCCCAGGAUGUUUACUGUUGCCACGAUGACCUGGGGGCCGUUAGCGUUGAAGAAGAGGCUAUUUACUCAGUCAUCGCCAUGACGACAGGGUUGCAUGCUGGACACCUCUGUAAGGUUGACAAAGAACAGGCUGACUGUCUGGAGGAGAGUUGGGGCUUUUCAGCCCAGGAUUCAGACUCUCAGGCUUUAUAUAAAACUCAUCUGCUGGGAACAACCUGAUUGGCUGUUGGCUAUUGGUCCAAAUAUAAGACAGUGUUGUUCUGGAAGUUAGACUUGAACCGAAUUAAAGGUUUACAACCAUGCUACAGUAGCAGCUCUGUGAGGGUGUACAUAGCAGCAGUAUUUAGGUAAAUGCUAACAUGCAUCAUAAUUUUAAGAUCCUGAUGCUUAGCAGGUGUAAUAUUUAUUGUGUUCACCAUUUUAUUUUAAUGUGUUAACAAGCAAACAUUUGCUACUAAGCACUGAUGGGAAUCCCAUUAGUGAUACAGGUCUUUGAACAUAAGCCAAAUUCCUGGAUACAUCAAAAAUUUGAUCUCAUUAUAGAUGGAAAGUUACAAUUUUGCAUUUCAUCCCAGGGGACAAGUGAAUGUAUCAUAUCUCAGGCUAAUAUUUGCUGAGACAUUUCAAUGAAGCCACAAAAGUCACAAAAGUGGUGGUGUUAGCGCAAGCGUCUCUAACACAUGAGUAACCAUUAGCUCACUCCUUGUUUCUGAGUAGCUAUGGAUUGGUGGUACAAACAUUAAAUAACACAACCUUCACUUAGCAAACCUGCUACAACUGCAGUCCAAUUAAAUACACAGGCAUCCUGCCCUCCUCUGACAUUAAAUUAUUUAUUUGUUAAUCAAGUGAAUUAUGCUGCUGUCAAGUUUGUUUGCAUCAGUUACGCUGUGCAAUGAUGAUAACAUUUUUUCAUAAUGUUGCAUUAAACGCUAAAAGUUUUUACUUACAUGGACUGAUAUAAACUAAACAUUUGCAGAGACAGGACGUAUGUCAGCCACUUUCAUUUUGUCAAACUAGCUCUCCAUGGAAAAAGGCUGAAGACCCCUGCAUUAGAGAAAAAGUCAGAUCACCAGUCUUUAAACCAAUUGUUCAUUCUUUAUUUCUAUAGAAACCGAACAGAAAUGAAUUCAAGAUGUUGUGAAAUAACAACAAAUCAGCAGCAGUUUGUCCAGAAACCACAUCAGGAAGACUAGUUGUCCCAGUUUUACCGAUCAAAUAUCCUUUCUUUUUAUUGACUGGGCAUUUUGGUGACACACACACUGUGGUUGAACAGCGACAAUACAUGGAGGAGGAGUGUUGAACAUUGAUUUGAUGAGGGUAAUGGAAAGAAUGCAUGACUCUGCUCAACCCGGAUGACACACACACACACACGCACACACAGUGAUGUGUAAACAUCCUCUCAGUGGAGGAGGACCAGAGACUCAGAGCUGUGAGUUCAGAUCCCUCAAACAUCAGAAAAAUGUCCCUUGGCGUUUCCUCUGAAGUGUAAAAGCUGUGAAGAUAAAGGCUGAUCAAAUUGAUUUUUACCAUAACUGAUGAUACUGCUGAAGCUGCAGGACCUGCUUCUCAUUCUUCUUCUGUUGUUCUAUUUAUAAUAGUGGUGCUGAAGCUCAAAAUUUUGCUGCUGUGCUGAUUUUGUUGAGAAUCAGCUCCAGUUUAAUUUCAGCUUUUAUUUGAGCUAGCUGUAAGAACUGUAACAACAGAGGUCUUAACUCAAGGUCAAUGUGGGUUAUUAGCUCAUGGCUAACAGGGACUUAGCAUAGACAUGAACUGAUGAAAGUGACAUUAUGCAGACUCCUGUGACUAUGCUGACAUGGAAAGUAUAAUUUGAGCUUGACAGGUCUGUUCAAGACUGGGUUGAAAAUUGGCAGUAGAACUGGCAGAUACAAAAAAAUGAACACUAAUAUGGUUGACUCAGCUGGGUGAAAAUGAACUAGAUGUACACUUAUUUGUAUCUGCUGUUGCUUAUGAUGAGCUAUGUAACACAGUUAAUAAAACAUUAGCUCAUGGUUAGCAGCAUCUUAGAGGGCCUGUUUGGUUCCAUUCAAAUUAAGUCUGUCAGUGCAUUGUCUUUGUGCUGCUGCACAGCUGUCAGUCCAUGUGAAAGUGACAGUCACUUCCAAGUGGCAGAACAACCAUAGGACUUUAUGAUAGAAAAUAUGUGAUUAAAGUAUGUUUUAAAAAGCUAAACUACUGCUAAAUUCCUCUGUUGAUAUGAAUUGUUGAGUG
This is a messenger RNA of Monopterus albus (swamp eel), 3681 nucleotides long. RefSeq names its product RAS (RAD and GEM)-like GTP-binding 1 (gene rem1). The transcript has 6 exons. Gene Ontology annotation, cellular component: plasma membrane. NCBI's taxonomy places the organism in Eukaryota, Metazoa, Chordata, Actinopteri, Synbranchiformes, Synbranchidae. Gene Ontology annotation, biological process: negative regulation of high voltage-gated calcium channel activity. The record is from RefSeq and is a predicted model, not a curated record. Bases 423 to 1358 code for a protein of 311 amino acids. Gene Ontology annotation, molecular function: calcium channel regulator activity; GTP binding; GTPase activity.